CAUCGCAUGCGGGACAGCUCGGAAGCGCAAGACCGUAGGCUCACCGGAUAAGAAAACAGGGAAGAGGUUUGUCUGGCGACCGGCCACGCGUGUACGCAGGAGAAAAGGCGACAUGGCUCUCCUCCUGCCUUUUCUCUCCUUCCUUGUUCCCUCUUCUCCUCCUCCUCCCUCGACUCCUUCCAUCCCCAUGAAAGCUAACCUAUCAUUAAGGUUGCACCGGAAAGGCCUCCUCUUUCAAAGGAGGUCUUUAAGUGGAGUCAGAAUUCCUGCUACUUUUCCUUCUGGGGAGAAGAGGUCGCUGAUCACUCAUGCUUCCUUAGACGCUGAUGGAAAUGAUGGAAGUGAACUUGAAGUUCCGCCAUCAGAAGGGUCAGCAGAGGUCGUAUCAGUUGAGAACCUUCCUUUGGAGUCAAAAUUACAGAUGAUGCUCGAGCAGAAGCGGAAGAUGAAGCUGGCCAAGAAGAUAAGGCUUCGCAGGAAGAGGCUUCUACGAAAGCGGCGGAUGAGGAAGAAAGGCCGAUGGCCACCUUCGAAGAUGAAGAAGAACAAGAAUGUCUGAUCCAUGUUGGAUCACCUUGCAGGUUUAGAGCUACCUUUGCUUUUGCCUAUUUUGAUUCAAUAUGCUGUUUAUUGGCCCAAAACCAUGUAAAUCUUAAUGCGUUUUGCUUCAUAGUUUUUUGUUAAUGCUUCAAUUGAUGUGAUAGCUCUACCUCUGAGCAUUCUUAUUUGGUUCCAGAAUCAUAUUAUUAAAAAAUAGAAUGUGAUGAUAUUGGAUGACGUUAAUGUGCUAAUUUUUUG
This is a messenger RNA of Elaeis guineensis (African oil palm), 798 nucleotides long. RefSeq names its product large ribosomal subunit protein cL37 alpha. The record is from RefSeq and is a predicted model, not a curated record. Gene Ontology annotation, cellular component: chloroplast thylakoid membrane. Lineage: Eukaryota; Viridiplantae; Streptophyta; Magnoliopsida; Arecales; Arecaceae. Gene Ontology annotation, biological process: plastid translation.